UAUCUCAGGUAAGUCUCUGUCAUUUGCAUAUGUCAACUCGUCUUACGAGUCGCCUAAUGUCUACAAACUGACGUAGAAUUGAUCAACUUCUCAAUAAGUCGUCAAAUGUCAAGGAACAUAAGGAUCGGACGUUAACGCGUGUGAGAUUGAACGUCAUGGCCGGAGGACGAACCUGUCUUUGAGGCGACCUGGCGAGUUGCAGCUCCCGUGAUCCAAAGACUCUGCAGCCUCAUCGCCAUGUCUGACAGCAGCUGCAGCAAUAUGAAGGAGAGUUCUAGGUCUGGAAGCGGCCAGCAGAGUCCUGGCCAGUGUCAUAGCCAGGAGGAAUAUGAGGAGCGCUCUGUGGACCCCCCUCUGGAACUUUUAACAAUCCACAAAACCGGCAGACAGGAUGGGAAUGAUAUAGAAUGUGAAACCACUGGAUUCAUUGUGAAAUCAGCAGAUCCUCAGACUUGCAAUCUCUGUUCUUCGCCCCAGAGCUGCAGGAUCUUUAUGUGUCGAGUGUUAACCUGCGGUCUUUACAGAUUCUGCCCCCACCUUGCCUGUUUCACAGCAAACACCAAACCCGCUAUUGAGCCUGAAAAGCAGAGUCUCCAUGGGAACAUUGCAGACCACAAAGAAGAAGACAGUCCUGACUGGCUGAGUGAUGUUUGCAUUGCAGGUGUCAAAGUGGAGGCUCCUCAAGAGUAUUUAAACCUAGAGGACAGUUUUUCAUCUAUAGCUGUCAGACAGUCCAACCAUGUGUCUCUGCAAGACUUGAUGGUGUCAUAUGGCUCGGACGAGAGCGAGGAGAAUGUGGAUGCUUUGAUUACCAGGAAGCUGUUGGAACUCUUCUCCGAGUAUCAAAUUGAUGAACUGGCUCGGUGCACUUCAGACUCAGUGUUCCGGAAGAAGAGCAAAGAAAUCAAUCAACUCAUUAGCUCUUUGGCUGAAGAGCACAAGAUGCAUGAGCAGGAGGCGGAGUGUCGACUGGUACGGGAGAUUAUACGUAUCAGCACUCGUAGGAUCAAGACCAGGCGGCCGGCCUCCCGCCCAGAACUGACCCUUUCUGACAGUGGGAACGAGACCAUGAAGGAUAGCAGCUACGUUUCUGUCACCAACAACAAUGACAGUAAAUCAGAUCCGCAUAUUGAGAUCUCUGAGCAGACCACCUCCGACAAGUUUGCCAGGGAGAUUUGGAGAAACAAUAGAGGUAGUCUCCAUGGUUCUCCUUCAGACUUUCCCACUCCUCACACAGAAACUCGUUCUUCAGGUUUGCAAAUGAUUUGCACUUCUGUCACUACUUGAUCUUCACCAAGCACCAAUUUAGGAGGGUAAUGGUCUCACAACUUUGAAGGGAGACUCAGGACUUCGUGCCUUUGAUUGAAAUUCUUUGUGAAGUUGUGUCUCGUGUAUUACAGUGUCGCAGGAAAUCCCCUCAUUGGAAGUAGAAUUAAGUUUUUAUUUGGGAAAUAUGCUUUAUUUCCAGGAUAUUUUUAUUGUCAGAGAGAUCAAGCUUGAAGACUGCCUGAGAUGACCUCAACCCUGUUGUUCUCUUUUGUCCUUCUAAUGUUUGUCAUUUACACUGAUUUACCAUAUCAAUGUGUCUUAGUUUUUGAGAGAGUUUCAUUUUGUGUUUCUAAUUAUGGAGGAAAGACUAUUGCACUGUCUUCAAGACAAUUGAUUUCUCUACUUGUACGUCAUUCAUACAUUGCACGCGAUCUUUAGGUGGAUUACUUGUGAGAGUGAAAAGGCUCUUAUAUAGUUGUGAAUGUGCUUUCUUGUGCCUGUGGUAGUCCUGAGUCACAUUGGACACAAAACAUUGGCUUUGAUUGUCAAUCAAACAAUGGAUGCAUAUGGACUGUCUCUAUGUGAUUUGACCAAUAAAGUGCUUGAACAGUCUGUGUGUGCUCGUACUGCAUGUCAACAGUGGCAUGGGCUUUUUGCCACGAUGUCUGAAAACACAGCGUGCUGUGCAGAGGUGGCAGAGGGGAA
Synchiropus splendidus (mandarinfish) is the source of this 1974-nucleotide messenger RNA. RefSeq names its product keratinocyte differentiation factor 1b (gene kdf1b). Gene Ontology annotation, biological process: keratinocyte development; regulation of epidermal cell division. Lineage: Eukaryota; Metazoa; Chordata; Actinopteri; Syngnathiformes; Callionymidae. The record is from RefSeq and is a predicted model, not a curated record. The coding region runs from base 238 to 1287 and encodes 349 amino acids. The transcript has 4 exons. Gene Ontology annotation, cellular component: cell junction.